Messenger RNA from Mobula hypostoma (lesser devil ray), 3626 nucleotides. It is a transcript of the gene dzank1, whose product is annotated as double zinc ribbon and ankyrin repeat domains 1. The coding region runs from base 326 to 2671 and encodes 781 amino acids. Gene Ontology annotation, molecular function: protein binding. Lineage: Eukaryota; Metazoa; Chordata; Chondrichthyes; Myliobatiformes; Myliobatidae. The transcript is spliced from 21 exons. The record is from RefSeq and is a predicted model, not a curated record. Gene Ontology annotation, biological process: eye photoreceptor cell development.
GGGGGCUAGGGAGCAGGAUCACAGGGAUACGGAGCCUAGGAGGCUGGGUCACAGGGGUACGGAGGCUGAGAGGCUGGGGAACUGAGUGGGCGAUGGUGACGAGAGGCUGGUGGGGUGCCUUAUCAUCCCAGAGAAUCACAUAUGUGAUCACAGAAGGCUCAUCAUAGAAUUCAACGUGCAAUGGAUAAAACAAUAACCGUGUACUUAUUAAAAGUCGUUGUGCUCAAAGCAAAUCACAGGGAAUUUUACUAACCUUUUGUCUGGGAUUACUAGUUAUAGCGCUACGAAUAGUCUUUGCUGUUAAUGGUGCUCCCCUGCUGAAGGUAUGACAGCAGGAUCCAUUGCAGUGCCACACAUCAUCCCACUUAGGGUCUCCCAGCAAGGCAAAGCCAAGCAUGAAAUCGAUACCAACACUCUCAUCGGAAUCAAGUCAGACACUCAUGAUGUGGAUGUAUACUACACCGUGAAUGGCAGCAGACCUCAACCCCAGAAGAAACCAAGCCACGGGGACAGCUCCACCUUCAAGUACAGGAAACCAUUCACCUUGCCCGCAGGCAAACAGACUGUUAAAGCUUUGGCUGUCUCUAGAGAUGGCCGAGAGAGUGGUGUUGUGACUAAGGUGUUUCUUGUGGAGUAUGUGCAGCCCAGCUCAGUAGAAGUGCUGGAGGAUGAUGAAGAGAAUUUCCUCCAAGAUUAUAAAAAGGAGCUUUCCAGACAGGAAACUCUGGAGAAGUUGUCAUUUCCGUCAGUGGAAUAUUUAAACAAGGAAAGCAGCCUUGCCUGGGAGGAAGCAAUUCAAAAGAGUCAAGAACUGAAGAUAGAUGGCAGCAAUCAUCACAAAUCAUUUAAGAGCCCACGAUUCCUGAACAGUCGUCUAGGAGCCCAGGUCUCUGAAUGUGAGCCUCAGUCACACAGAUUGCAGCUGACUGCUUCUAUGGACUCACAUCCUCCCAAGAUGCCGAGCGGUGCACAAGCCAAGAGGGUCCUGAUGGAGACUGAUUUUCUGAAGUGUGUGUCUUGCUUUGCUCCUCGCCCAUCAGAUCCCUUUGCACGUUUCUGUCAGGAGUGUGGCUCCCCUGUUCCUCCGGUGCCAGGCCGCAGGCUUCUGCCUCCCGAAGGAGCUCAGAUGGGGCUCUGCGUUGAAUGCAAGACAAUGAUCCCAUUGAAUACUCCAACGUGCAUUGUGUGUGAGGCUCCUGUAACACCUCAGCUAGUGCCUCAGGCCAGCAUCCGCCUCCAGGGCAAGAUUAUCUGUCGAUCUUGUGGAACGGGAAAUCCAGCCAAUAUACAGCACUGUGUAACCUGUGAAACCAAGCUGUCGGAAUCUCCUAAGCCAUUUCUUAGUGGAGAUUAUGCUGUACCAUUACCAAGUCAAGAAGGCAAGUUAUUAUCUUGUUCCAAAUGCAGUCGGGUUAACAAUACUGAUGCUCGAUUCUGUGACUGGUGUGGAGCCAAGCCUGCUCCUGCUAUGAGUUACCUCGGGUGUUCCAAAUGUGGUGCAACUAACCAUGCAUAUGCUCGUUUCUGUUCAUCCUGUGGCGUUUACCUGGAGCCACCCCCACGGAUGGAUUCACGCAGCAGCACGCUCUUUAGUUCUGGCCUAUCUGUGCCUCCAGCUGAGACCACAGACGUGCGUGCUUCUGCAACCUGGCAACCUUUGACCAUCCCAUUGCCACAGUUCAGGCUUGGAUCUAAUAAGGAGGAUCAGGCGACCCAGACAGUGGGCCUUUUUUACCCAUCCUGCAAGAUGAUGGAGAAGAAGGAAAUGGAGAUCACCUCUCAACAAGAAAAGCAGCAGAAGGUGACCAGUCAACGACCCCCUUUAACCGCUGUCAGUCCUGGAAGAGGCUAUUGGAGAAUGCAGUUGGAUCACAUCUGUGCACAUCUGCGCAGUUAUGCACAUAACAACACUGAAUUUCGAGCUCUUAUUGGAGAACCUCAAAUGGGAAAAAUCACAUCAGCUACAGUCCAUGAAGAUGGUUAUGAGCUCAGCCUCCAACUGAACUUUGUCCUUGCAGGGAAUAAGAACCUACUAACUAGAAACUCGGCAAAGAUUUCAGAGAGCAACUACCUUAGCAGCGAAACUGAGGGGAGAGACCUGCUGUACGGCAGUCUGACUAGUCUGGGUAGUGAGCAUCAGUCAGACAGAGCAGACACCUCCAAGAAGCCGAAAAAAUCGCGGAGGAAAAAAGAAGUGUUGGUGAAAGAAGACAGGCUGCCAACAGAAGACCAGCUGCUGCUGAAGGAAGUGGGACCGACUGGUCUGGGGAGGAUCGCAGUAGUACAGCAGUUACUCGAUGAAGGAGCAGAGCCGAACUGCAGCAAUAGUGAUGAAAGGCCAGUGUUAACCGUGGCUGUUUUAAACCAAUAUCAUGAGGUGAUACCGGUGCUGGUGCAGAAGGGAGCAGAUAUUAACCAGCAGUCCGGCCGCUUGAACAAUACAGCCCUCCACGAGGCUGCAGGAAUGGGAGCUCAGGGAGUGAAAUGUGCAGCUGUUUUACUUAGCUGUAAUGCAAAUAUAAAGAAGAAAAAUGGUAAAGGUUUAACAGCAUACGACUUGGCUGCUAAGACUGGCAGUGACCAACUAACAUCGCUGUUUGCUGCAAAAAUGGGACAGGGCAUGUUAGCCAAGUUUACCAAGACCAAACAUGUAAACCUGGAUGUCUUCUAAUGAUCUCAAGAUGCAAAUACAUUCAGCACUCAAGGCUUCUGAAGCAUAAUCUGCAAUUUUCAAGCAAGCUCUCAUUUGAGAAUGUUAGCUGUGUAUUUCUGAAAGUUCUUGUUGCAUAUCUGAGAAGACUCAGUAUUCUUUUCCAUUCUGAAAUGAGCUGAUGGUAUAGAUUUGGUUUAUGUCAAAAACCUUUGGUUUCCAGUUUUAAUCAUGUAAUAACAAGAGUUAACUGUCAAGUGGUUUGAGAAAAUUUAAAUGUAAAGCCAAGGGUUGCACUACUUUGUUCUUUUCUGGCAAUUUAUGAUGUGGAACUGACUCAAAUCAAUGUGGUUUAAUUAAAAAUCAAAACUAUUUACUGGGUUUGUUUCUUUGUAUAGAAGUGUUUUCAAAAUAAAAAUACAAUAAUAAUUUGCAAUGAUGAUUGAUCCAUCUCCCUACAAAAUAAGUACAUGUGAAAUUUAUCAGCUGCCACAGAAUACUAAAUUGCCCCAAAUUACAGUCACUCACAGAUUGACAAAAAUCACUGGCAGCAGAGCCAGGGGUGCUUAAAGGGUUCCUCACUUCUGAAAUGUUCGUGGGCACAUUUGACAGGGCCCAGAGAAGGUUCACAAGAAUGAUCCCAGGAACGAAAAUGUUACUGUACGAGGAGCUCCAGGCCUGUAGUCACUAGUUUAAAAGAAUGAGGGGCAAUCUCAUUGAAAGGCCUAGGUAGAGUGAACGUAGUGGGUGAAUUUAGGACCAGUGGGCACAGUCUGUGAAUACAAGGAGAUCCCUUCAGAAUAGAGAUGACAAGAAAUUUCUUCAGCCAUUGGGUGGUAAACUGUGGAUUUCACUACCAAAGACGUCUGCAGAGGCCAAGUCACAGGGUAUAUUUAAAGUGGAGGUUCAUAAUUUGCAAGAGCAUCGAAGAAUACAGGGAAAAGGCAGGAGAAUGGGAUUGAGAUUUAUCAUAAAU